AUGGGCCCUUCAACGAGCGACCCAUACUGCGAGUGCAGGGUGCUGGACGGUGCUCAGAAGGGUCCAGAGAUCAAGACCAAGGUCAUCAGCAAGACGCUGCAACCUACGUGGGACGAGAAAUUUGCCCUUGAGAGCGACGCCGUGGGGCGCAUUCUGGAGUUCGAGGUGUGGGACCACGACAUGUGGCCCAAGAAGCCAGAUUUCCUGGGCAAGGCAAGGCUGCAGCUGACCUCGGAGCGGCUACCGCACGAGGAGACUGUGGAGAGGACGUUGACCCUCGAAAGCGACAGAAAGGGCAUCAAGGCGCAGGGCACCCUGACCGUGAGGCUGGGUGGCGUGCGACCUGGGGAUCAGGUGAAGCUGCCUGCUGGCGCGGCAGGGUGA
Prorocentrum cordatum is the source of this 384-nucleotide messenger RNA. Lineage: Eukaryota; Dinophyceae; Prorocentrales; Prorocentraceae. The record is from the annotation of a GenBank genome assembly.